AUGUCGAUGAUAACCACCAUCAGUCAAUUGCCGGACGAGAUUCUCGCUGAAAUGGCGGAAUACGUCCGUUCUUACAGCUUUCGCGAUGAAGGCCAGCAUCUCAACACACUGAUCAAGUGGUGUCCAACAACGCUUGACAAUUGCUGUCUCGUUUCGAAGCGAUUCCACACAGUCUUCCUCCCACUACGCUAUAGCUCUAUCCACAUCUGCGCUGGACAGUGGCCACGACGAGAAGUAUCAAUACUUAUCGCAAAGCUGCGGGCGGCACUCGAGGUCCAGCCACAAAUUGGCCUAUGGAUCCGGGAGCUGAUGUUCACCAUCGAUUACACGCUGGAACGCAAGCUCAUCGGCAUUGUCAAUCCUUCGAGCUUCCUUGAAAUCCUCAACACGACUACUGCUUUAACUGCGUUUAGACUGAGCGGACGAGUAGCACCGUCGUGGGAGGCGCUUUAUCCGCUGGUGCCCGCAGCCUUGCGGAAGGUGUUUCGACAAGAAACCCUCAAGAGCGUUACGAUAAAUACUCGAUUGCUCCACCCCAUCCUUCUUUGCUCAUCUCCUUCACUUUCUACCCUCAACCUCGUUGGAAACAGCCGAGCAUCAAGGCCUGGCGCGAGUCAAUUUGCGACUUGGAGAAAUGAUGUGUUGGACGAUCCGCCAUGCGAUCAUCCCAAUAUCCUGUCACUUUCAUGCGAAGAGGAUAUCGACAUUCUGCCUCUUUAUUUCGACACCUGUCCCUUGGCCUUUCGGUCGCUGCAGAACCUAAAGAUUACUAGCACCGAGCCGCCUCCACUCAUGUCGGCAUUGAACAGCUUCCUUCGACUUUCUGGGAAGACUCUUCGAAUGCUUGAUAUCGAUUUCGGACAAUACAAACAAGAACCGCGGGUGUCUGGGUCUUUCCUUGACCUCUCAGAGAUGAAGAAUCUUCGCCAAGUCAGACUUCGAUAUUUCUAUGAUUCCGGAAGGGAUUUAGAGGACUACGAGGCCAUGCUCAUGGAAACCCUCAAAUCAAUCGUAAACUCCAGCGAGUUACGAAGUUUGGAAGUAGAGCUCGAAUGGUAUUGGGAUAGCAGGUUUCUGGGCGUGGAUGGGGUAGAGGUGGGAGCCGCUGGUGUCGUUGCAAGGUUGCCGGCGUUUCUCCAGGCCUUGGAUUCGGCGUGGGCUAGGUUCACCGACAACGACAGCUAUAGAUCAUUGGAAAGGAUUUAUGACGCUGGUUGCGUCGUGGCAUGCCCUGUGAUGUGGCUGGAGCUAUAA
Coprinopsis cinerea okayama7#130 is the source of this 1254-nucleotide messenger RNA. RefSeq lists its product as hypothetical. The coding region runs from base 1 to 1254 and encodes 417 amino acids. NCBI's taxonomy places the organism in Eukaryota, Fungi, Basidiomycota, Agaricomycetes, Agaricales, Psathyrellaceae. The transcript has 3 exons. The record is from RefSeq and is a predicted model, not a curated record.